AUGGCUAUUCACGAAUAUACAAAAAUCGAAGGCUCGUUCGCCGUUCUCUCCUUCUGGGUCGAUCCUCAAGGCGAUGGAGAGAUCCAUGUUGAUUUUGGGGACCGUCUUUUGGUGGGGGCACCUGAAGGCGACCCAUUGGCGAGCUUUACAGACCAUCGACCCUUGCGGUGGGAAGGGCUCAGUGAGGACUUCGGGUCGGCGGCGCGUGCCCGGCUCGCCGAAUGUGAGCACUCGCACGUCGCGUGCAAGCCCUCGGGGCCUGCUCCCCUCCCCACCCGAGUGCUACGCAUCAUACCGCAGCAGUCCUCCUCUUGGCCUCGGGUCCGCCUCUUUGUCCCGCCUCGGGACGGUCCCUUGCGGAGAUACGCCUGUCUCAGCUAUUGCUGGGGCGGCGAACAAGACGUCAAGCUUACCAAGGCCAACAUUCACGCGCUGCAAACCAACGAUCUUGAUAUGGUCACGCUUCCCCUGACGCUGAGGGACGCCAUCAUGACAGCUCAGUGUCUCGGCAUAAGCUAUCUCUGGAUCGAUGCGCUCUGCAUCGUCCAGGACGAUGAGGACGACAAGCAACGGGAGCUGGCACACAUGGGCUCCAUCUAUUCUCGCUGCGCAGUCUGCAUCUCGGCUGCCACCGGCGAGUCUGUGCACGACGGGUUUCUCAAGCCGGCGCAUCGGCCCAACAAGCUACGUCCCAUGUGCCGAAUCACGCUGCCGCCUAGCCUCAACGACGAGUUCCAUGGGAUUCUAAUUCUCAGCCCUUUUCAGUUUCAAGAGAGCGAAGAGUUCGCCAUCAACAAGCGCGGCUGGACCUACCAGGAAGCGCUUUUGGCCCCGCGCACGCUCAUGUUCGGAGAUAUAGAACCGCUCCUGCGGUGCAGAACUGAAGACGCUAUCCAGAUCCACUAUUCGGGCUUCAUGUACUACAGCGACCCGCUUUCGCCACACAUAGUCACGAAUACCAACGUCAACCAUUACGCCGUUGAAAAGAUCAAGGACAUGUAUCUAGCCAUGUGGCCCGAUCUCGUUUCCCAGUACACCCGUCGCCGAUUGACUGUCGACAGGGACAAGCCGGUUGCGAUUCAAGGGGUCAUCGACUUUCUCGCCCAGAAAAUGGACGACAAAUGCUACCACGGCAUUUGGGCCUCUUCUCCGUCGACCCUCCUAUGGACUUCAUCCGAAUCUAUUUCAAUUGAACGCGGAGCCUCCAUACGCAAUCCAAGUGUCCCGACCUGGAGCUGGAUGUGUGUUGCCGGCACGAACCGCAUCGUUGAGGCAGCUGAAAUAAUCAAGGGCUCGUUGGAGGCCAAGGUCAGGUUCGAGGCCAGCGAUGGUAGCCCAUCUGUCUGUAGCCGACUCCACGUCACCUGCCGCAUCCUCACCGCUGCCGAGGUCAAGCGCGCCCACGCUUUCAUGAACUUCGAGCCCGACAUCCCCCUUGACUGGGCAUCCGAAACAGACCUGCAGUGGCUGGCACGCAACGAAUUGCGAAAUAAGCUACGAGACAUCCUUCCCGAGAAAAACAUUGGAAAACUACCACUAGCAGAUACCGAGUGUCCAGAAAUGGUCACCCAGAUCCCUCAACCAAGCGUGUUGUCUGGUGGCGGCGGCGGGCCUACACAGCCUUCGCGGACCCCCCCGCUACGUCUGCUGCUCUUUGCCAGUCGAGUCGGGAUGGGCGUACGGCUCAUCGACCGGCCACGCGGUCAUGAAUACGCCGGCGGCCGCGUCCCUGGCGGCGUCGACAGCCGUGUAGGGGCUAUCGUUUGGGGCAGCGGCCCGGCCCCUCCCGCACAUCCUUCGGCGGCGGUCGUUGGUGGGCCCGACAGGAAGCCCAAGGGCCCGCCCUGCUCCUCGGCGGCGGCGGCGGCUACCUUGUCAGACUUCUUCUUCAUGUCUUUGGACGGCAGCCUGGGAGGAGUGGCGGGCUUCAUGGGGCUCGCUUCGUCUCCGAGCGAUAAGAUGGAAGGACGUUUCUCGCACAUAGAGCAGGUGAGCCAUGCCCGGCUGGCACCGGAGGAUGCGACGCGUGCCGUCAUUCCUCAGUUUUCCUUAGCCCUGCAGGAGGAGCCCGACGCCGAGAUGCUUGUCUGGGUGUGUGGGUUGGUACCCAAGCCGUUGUGA
Messenger RNA from Gaeumannomyces tritici R3-111a-1, 2121 nucleotides. RefSeq lists its product as hypothetical. The coding region runs from base 1 to 2121 and encodes 706 amino acids. Lineage: Eukaryota; Fungi; Ascomycota; Sordariomycetes; Magnaporthales; Magnaporthaceae. The transcript has 4 exons. The record is from RefSeq and is a predicted model, not a curated record.